AUGUAUUUACUAGACUAACAAAAUUAGAAAGUAAUUUUUGGUAUCAGGGAUUUUUAUUUAUAUUCAAUUCCAUGUCCAAAUAAUUGUAGAAAUUGCAAAAUGACUGAUACAUAAGAAUAUAUGAAUGUAUAGAUUUGCAACUUUCUUCAGAAUUUUAUUUCGAAAUAGACAGAAAUUUGUUUAAUUGCGAUGGUUGGACAAUCAUUUAAGCAUCUCAAAGUUUAAUAAUUCAUAAAUCAUCUGAUUGCAGUAGUGAAAGUAAUGUCAUUUUUACAUAUCUAUUGAUGUAAAUUUAUUUUAGAUACUUGGAUUAGUGGAUAUGGGAGACUAAAUUAGGAAAAAAAUUAUCUUAGAACCUCAUUACAAAAUCAACAUAUAAUAUUUGCAUGUAAUACUUUAAUAAGUAUUUGCCCCUUCAACAUUUUGGCAGGGGUAGUUAAAUGGUAAGACAGAGUAUUUAAUCGGAUAUGCAACCUAAGAUAACAUUCUUCAUUUUUUCCAGACUUAUUGAUAAUACCCGUGGUGAUCUGAUUGCUUAAGUAGAAUUUGAUUCUUUUCAUUAAGACAUCAUAGUUGAAAUUUUUACAUCUCAAAUUAAUCAUUUUAAGGUUGGAAAACUAAGUGGGGUCUUUGAACUAUUAGGUUAUAAUAAAAAAAUGUCAUCCUAGUUGCUUAUAUAUUUGUAAAGGUCCUAAAGAGAGUUAAUGUCAAAAUAUUUAGUAUCCUGAAUAUACUUUAAUUGCCAACAAUCUGAAAUUAAAUACAUUCAGCGAUGAUGAAGAUUGGUAGGUAGUGUCCACAUUUGAAUUUUCUUUACCAAAUGAAUGUAAUAAUUAAGCUUUACUUGGAGGAUAUUAUAUUUUAUAAGGAAAAUAUUUACUUUAAAGUGUUUAUGUUUUGAAAACACAUAUUAAAAUAGGUAUAUGA
Paramecium pentaurelia is the source of this 927-nucleotide messenger RNA. The record is from the annotation of a GenBank genome assembly. NCBI's taxonomy places the organism in Eukaryota, Ciliophora, Oligohymenophorea, Peniculida, Parameciidae.